Messenger RNA from Rattus rattus (black rat), 801 nucleotides. RefSeq names its product GTPase IMAP family member 9-like. The record is from RefSeq and is a predicted model, not a curated record. The transcript has a single exon. The annotation marks the transcript as partial. Lineage: Eukaryota; Metazoa; Chordata; Mammalia; Rodentia; Muridae. Gene Ontology annotation, molecular function: GTP binding.
AGGUCAGCUUACCGCAACAUGGCUGACUACGAAGACUCUGAAGUGAGGAUCAUUCUGGUAGGGAAAACUGGAAACGGAAAGAGUGCCACAGCCAACACCAUCCUCGGGAAAUGUCAAUUUGAUUCUAAGAUCUGUGCCUACGCUGUUACCAAGACCUGCCAGAGAGCAUCCAGAAGGUGGAAGGGGAAAGACCUUGUUGUAGUCGACACUCCUGGGCUCUUUGACACCAAGGAGUCCUUGAAAACCACGUGCUCAGAAAUCAGCCGCUGCGUCCUGUACUCUUGCCCUGGGCCUCACGCCAUUAUCCUGGUUUUGCGACUGGAUCGCUACACUGAAGAGGAGCAGAAAACCGUUGCUCUGAUCCAGAGUCUUUUCGGGGAGGCAGCCCUGAAGUACAUGAUCAUCCUGUUUACUCACAAAGAGGACCUUGAGGGCCAGAGCCUGGAUACUUUUGUAGAUGAUGCAGGUGAAAAGUUAAAUAAUAUUGUCUCGCAGUGCGGGAAGCGCUACCUGGCAUUUAAUAACAAAGCCGCUGAGGCUGAGCAAGAGAAUCAAGUGCAGCAGCUGAUAGAUCUGAUAGAGGAAAUGGUGGCCAGGAACGGCAGAGCCUACUUUUCUGACAGGAUAUAUAAGGACAUAGAUAAGAGGCUGAACCAAUGUCUAGUGGAUCUGAAGGAGACUUACACUCAACAGCUCCUUAGUGAAAUCCAGAGAAUAGAAACGGAAUGUGCUGAUAAACCAGAAAAAGAAAAGGAGGCGCAGAUUGUUUCUGCAAGGAGAAAUUAUGAUGAAACAAUAAGA